This is a messenger RNA of Penicillium griseofulvum, 585 nucleotides long. Its product is annotated as alpha/beta fold hydrolase. NCBI's taxonomy places the organism in Eukaryota, Fungi, Ascomycota, Eurotiomycetes, Eurotiales, Aspergillaceae. The transcript has a single exon. The record is from RefSeq and is a predicted model, not a curated record. The coding region runs from base 1 to 585 and encodes 194 amino acids.
AUGGACCGGCUGGGAUGGCCUGAUGCGCAUUUUGUGGGGUACUCGUUUGGAGGGUCGACGACAGUGUCGUUCACGGCUCGGCACAGCGAGCGUGUUACAUCGAUAGUGCUAGUUGCACCGGCGGGGUUGGUUCAUGCGGCGCAGUUGGGAGAAUUGCAGAGGAGGUAUAUGGCGGGUGGGGAGGGAUUGGAGGAGCAGGCGCGGGACUGGGUGUUUGAGUGGCUGGAGGGAGGUAAAUUGGUUGUUCCUGUGGAUUGGAAGGAAAGAGUUGAGAGGGGGGAAGUUGUUGCGGAGGCAGUGCGGGAUUGGGAGGUUAGAGAGCAUCGCGGCCAUGUAGCCAGCGUGGUGGGGAUUGUUCGGGAUGGGGGUGUGUUUGAUCGAGAUGCAGAGUUUGCUGUGGCGGCGAAGAAGGGAAUCCCGAAUCUGUGUAUUCUGGGAGAGUUGGAUGAUUUGUGUAGUGUGCAGGAUUUAGCUACGGUUGGGAUGCAGAAUGUUUCUAUUAUUCCGCAGGUCGGACAUGGUGUGGUAAGAGAGAAGGCGCUAGAUGUUGCUUGCCUCAUCGAGAAUUUCUGGAAUGCAUUAUAG